GCCCUGCCCAGUAACAUGGCAUACUUCGGAAGCUCUCAGGAAGAGGAGGAUCUGGAGCAGGACGAAGAGGAGGAGGAGGUGACGAGGAGCGGAGGUGGUGUUCACCCCCAUGCUGGAGGCGGCAGCAACAGCCAGGCCUCGGCCAACUCCUCUUCCUGUAACUCCACGCCUCGCAAGGGCAAGCCCCCCGCCCGCCAGCCCCUGAACGGGCAUGUGUUCAACGGCCAUGGUAAGGCGGGCACCAGGGAGAGCCCGCGCCCCAAGGCCGGAUCCCAUGGCAGGGAGACCCCCGCCCCACCACUGCCACCUCCUCCGCCUCCACCUCCGCCCCUCCUGAGGGAGCGCAGUGAGCGGGCGGAGGCGCGGGAACAGGUGAGGGAGCAGCAGGCCCUGGCCAACAGCAGAGGCCCGGCCGCCAACGGCCUGCCGCCCAGGAGAGCCGCGGAGGAGCUACGCAAGCAGGUCUCUAAAGUGAACGGGCUGACACGGGCGGGCUCGGCACACGCCGCUGGCAGUGCCAAAAAGGGCCGUGACUUCCGACUGCCGUCCAAAACUGUGAAGAAGUACACAGCCACCGUGUCCAAGGGCCACGUCACUUACACCAAAGCCAAACAGAGAGAACUGGGCAAGAAAACCAAACUCAGCAGCAGCAGCAACAAACACAACAACUACAGCAGCAGCAGUGCCGCCGCCGCCACUGCCGCCAGCGCCACGGCAACGUCGUCAGCGAACAAUCACAAUCAGCACAGCCAGCCAGCAGCCAGCAACGGGCUGGUCCACUCAGGAAAAGCUGCGGCGCCGGCCUUCCACAGCAAUGCAAAAACCCGCAAACAGGUGCUACUAUCCAACGGGCUGCACAAGGUGGCUGCCGGGGCCCGCCUCAACGGUAGGCUGAACGGGCAGCGGCACAACGCCCAAGUCAAGGAAGACGGGCAGAAAGCGGGGCAGCCGACCCAGGGCCAGGGGGAGUGCGCGGGCCGAGAGGGGCUGCGUAACUCCAAGCGGCGGCUGGAGGUGGUCCUUAGCGCUGUGGGGACGGGAGCCGGUGAGCAGAAAGCCAAGCCGGCCAUCACCGAAGCCAAGAAGGCCAAGCUCCAGACGGCACCGCUGGAGACGCGCAGCAGCAGCAAGAAGGUGGCCAAUCAGGAUAGAGCUGCCGCCCAAGCCGCCGCCCCUUCCACACCAGUGGCUAACGGACACGUGGUGAAACUGCCCCCUCCUCCUCCCCCUGCUACUCUUCCUGCUCCACCCGUUGCCCAGACUCCGCCUACUCCUCUCCCUCCUCCUCCUGCUCCUCAGAAAACCCCACCUCCUUCUACACCAGCAGCCAAUGUGGAGCCGGUGAACCAGCGACCCAAGCGGGCGUCGGCCGGCAAGCUGAUGUUGAUUCGACAAGCACAGCAGCAGCAGAGCAGGUCUCACGGUCGGAGCUCCUCCUCCUCUUCUUCCUCUUCCUCCUGCUCUUCCCCUUCAAUGGGCCAGAACCACCCACAGAAUCCCAGUCGAGCCAGCACUACCUCAAACCCCCAGGAAGCCCCUGCCAUGGCCUCCAUCCCUCUUACCUCCUCCUCCUCCUCCUCCAACCCUGGACAGCCCAAACCAGCAGCCUCUCGGCCAGUCGACCGCGACAAGGAGUGGGAGCGCGAGAAGGAGAUGGCGCGCCAGCAGGAGCGCGAGCAGGACCGAGAGCGGGAGCGCCAGAGAAGCCGGCCCGAGGGGUGGCCGGCGCUGGGCGAGGCCCCUGUCUUCCGGCCGGCGCCCCGGGAGUUCCAGGACCCACUGGUGUAUCUCGAUGUGGUGAGGGAGCGGGCGGAGUCCGCCGGCCUGUGCCGUGUGGUGCCGCCACCUGACUGGCGGCCGGAGUGCAAGCUGAGCGAGGAGAUGCGCUUCGUCACGCAGGUGCAGCGGGUCCACAAGCUGGGCCGGCGGUGGGGCCCCAAUGUACAGCGGCUGGCCUGCAUCCGGAAGCACCUCAAAUCUCAGGGCAUUACCAUGGACGAGCCCCCUGUCAUUGGUGGCUGCGAGGUGGACCUGGCGCGUUUCUUCCAGCUCAUUAACGACAUGGGCGGCAUGCAGCAGGUGAUGGACCUGAAGAAGUGGACCAAGCUGGCCGACCUCCUGUGCAUCCCCAAGUCGGCACAGGACCGGCUGGCCAAGCUCCAGGAGGCCUACCUGCAGUACCUGCUCUCCUACGACUCACUCAACGCCGAAGACCGCCUCCGGCUGCAGGCCGAGGUAUUGCAGGAGAAGAAGAACUUGGAGUCGCGCCGAGGCCCACUGGAGGGCCACUCAGACUCGUCGGCGCCCGGCGCGCUGGCACUACCGCGCUAUGAGCCCAAGAAUGGGCUGGUGGGCGGUGUGGUGGGAGGGGCAGUGGGGCACCACCGCACCAAUGGGGUGUGCCACCGUCUGAAGGAGCUGGAGGCUCAGGUGAAAGCGGGCCGGCGCCGGCUUUUCGCUCAGGAAAAACAAGGCAAGGAGGACAGGCAGCACGGGGAGGAUGAAGAUGAGGAGGAGGAAGAGGAGGACAGGAGCGUUCUCAGUGACCAGCACAAGUGUAUUUACAAGGGGAAAUCAGUGUCUUUGACCAACUUCUUCAGGAUAGCCCGGAAUACCAUGACCAUGUGCUUUAACAAGGAGCCCGGGGCCGCCGAGGUUGAGCAAGAGUACUGGAGGAUCGUGGAGCAGAGAGACUGCCACGUGGCAGUGCAUUAUGGGAAGGUGGACACCAGUACACAUGGGAGUGGUUUCCCCACGGGAAAGUCAGAGCCAUUUUCUAAACAUGGAUGGAACCUCACCGUCCUCCCAAAUAACUCUGGAUCCAUUCUUCGGCAUCUGGGUGCUGUGCCCGGGGUGACCAUUCCCUGGCUAAACAUCGGCAUGGUCUUUUCUACCUCAUGCUGGUCUCGAGACCAAAACCGCCUUCCAUACAUUGAUUACUUACACACUGGUGCUGAUUGCAUUUGGUAUUCUGUCCCUGCUGAGGAGAAGGCUAAGCUGGACAAGGUCGUCCAUACACUGCUUCAGGCCAAUGGCACCCCAGGACUAGAGAUGUUGGAAAAGAACAUUAUGAUCUCCCCGGAGGUUCUGUGCCGCGAGGGCAUCAAGGUUCACCGUACGGUCCAGCGGAGUGGCCAGUUUGUUGUCUGCUUCCCCGGUGCCUUCGUCUCCAAAGUGAGCUGUGGCUACAGCGUGUCGGAGACGGUGCACUUCGCCACGCCACACUGGAUGAACUUGGGCUAUCAGGCUGCCAAGGACCUGAAGUGCCGCUGUAUACCCAAGCCCUUCUCAAUGGAGAAGCUACUGUACCAGAUCGCCACGGCCGAGUCCAAGAGAGACAACAGCCUCCUUCUCAACACCAUCUCCACUCUUCUCAAAGACCUCAGGAACAUAGAGAUGCGCCAACGGCAGGAACUGUACAAGGCAGGUCUGCUCUCCUCUGCCCGCUAUGGCACACACGAUGGCAGCCUGGGGACCAACGAGGGCCGCAAGAAGCCCCGCGGCAAGUGGCUGGCACUGGAGUCCUCAGAGAGACGCUGUCAGACCUGUCAGCAUCUCUGUUACCUGUCCAUGGUGGUCCAGGAGACUGACAACGUGGUCUUCUGUCUGGAGUGUGCCCUGCGCUACGUGGAGAAGCACAAGUCCUGCAGAGGUCUUAAGAUGAUGUACCGAUAUGAUGAGGAGCAAAUCAACAGUUUGGUGAACCAGGUGUGUGGUCGUGCCAUGGUGAAGACCGGAGGAGGAGGAGGAGCAAUAGGAGGAGGAGGAGGAGGAGGAGACCCCUGUCACACCCCCAGCCCCAUCAAGGCUUCGCCGGCCAAGCGAGGCCCCCGCAAGCGCGCCAACGUGGAGGUGUCCCUGGCACGCAUCUCCUCCACCCACAUACCCAAGGCAGCGGCCGUGUCCUGAGGACACCCUGACCCUUGACCUUGCCACCCCGUGCCCGUGCCCCCCCCCCCAAGUCUCCUCCUUUUUAUUUCACUAGAAUUGCUAUCAGUCCUCCACAACCAUGCCAUUUUUAAAUACAUUGUUUUUGGGAUUUUUAGAACCCCCACCCCAACACCACCUGACCUCACCCACCUAAAAAAAAUAUUAUAUCUCACUUUAUUCACCUCCCCCCUUAGUAUGACAAGCUUGUUUCUUAAGGAAAAAAGAACAAGAUGUCUUUUUUUGCACUAGAGUGAAAGAAGAAUUUGUUUUUUUCUUUUUGGAUGAUUUUAGAUUCCCAAGACCCCUCAAGUCGUCCGAUAUAAGCAUUAAGUGUACAGUUCACAGAUAUACUUGAUGGGCCCCGUUUUACCUUUUGUGCCCCCAGCCACCUGCAGACGGCACCCCUCACCUUCCUCCCUCCUCAUCAUGCGUCACUCAACUGUGAACACGGGACGAACGAUACGGUGGUCUCCUGUUUUUAUUAACUUUUUUUUUCUUUUAAAGUUUGAUGUAAAAUUCAAAUGACAACAAGUAGUUACCCAAAGUUUAACUCUGUCCUUGGUCCGAGGAAGAGGAGUUCUUUACAAUUUUGUUUUCCUCUGUCUUGAUGCAGCUCCUGCGAUUAAAAAAAAAAAAAAAAAAAAACAGAAACUAGAAAACGCAAAAAGGGGGGGUGGGGGAGUUGGCGACACGAGGUAAAAACUUGAAAGACAGACGAUGUUGGUUUUAUUAUUGGUUGGCUUUGUUUUUAAGUUCUAUUUUAAAACUUUAGCUUUGUUUUUGCUAGUUUUGCUGUUUUUUGCAAGAAGUCUUCUGUGUAUUUGAUUUUUGUCGUCAAUGUUUCUUUUCCUUGGCGGACGUGAGAGGGGGUGGGGCCACAGCUGGUUGGCCUCUGAUUGGCCGCCACCCGCCUCACUUCCUGAUAGUAUGGAGGGAUCCUUCCUUCGCUAGCGAGUGGAAACUGUGCCUGAUAUAUAGCGAGGAGAUCCAUUUUUUUGGUGCUGUUGGUUAAAAAUUACUGUAUAACAAAUACAAAAAGAUAAAAUCCGGGGGUUUACGCUCGCUAUCAGCUAACGGCGUGUUAGCGCACCCCCAUCCCACAGGGCGGAAAAACCUUUAGGCCUUUCCGGUUCUAGAUGUGCAAUCGUGUUAACAUUCCAUUCUUCCAGUCCUCUUGUUUCAUCUGUACCAGUAAACAUUAAUUAUUAUAUUAUAUUAUUAUUUUGUUUUUUGAAAAUUUUUUUGGUCUGAUGUGCUAUCUCAAGUAGAGCCACUAGUCAAAGAGUGUAAAAUGUGAAAUAUGAAUUGAUUUUUGUUUUUUGUUUUUUUUUCCUUUAACUGUCCUUUGUUUUCUGGCCUUUGCAUUUUUUUCCCUUUUCCAGAUGUAUUAUGAGUGAUUUUUAGAGAGAGAAAAUGUCCGACACAAACAAAACAUCACCUUUUUGUACAUAAUCCUGUAAAUUUCUUUAAAUACUUGAGCCUUUUUCUGGGGUUAAGGAAGGAAGGAAGGACGGAAGGAAGGACGGAAGGAGGGAGGGAGGGAAAGGAAAAAGGAGAGGGAGAAAGUUCCGGAGGGGAGUGCUUGAUGAAGAAAAAGCCUUACAUUACCCUUUCUUCAUCCGUGUGAGUUUGACGCUUACAGGGUUGCUCUGGUAAACGUGUAUAAAAAUUUUAAGUGCUGCUUAUAUCACUAAGAAAGAAGAUAUGGAGUAGCAACCGACCCCCCCUCCCCUCCCCUCAACCUAGUUUUGUUUGUUUAGCUUUACUUUUUUAAAGAAAAGGGAAAAAAAGAUAUGUUCACAAAAAAUGGGUUUUUACAUUUUCAUUACUGAAAAUUCAACAAAAAUGUAGUAGCUACUCAUGUUGCACUGAGCUUGCCAGUGGUGACUGUCAAGGAAAAAUCCUAUAAUCCAGUUUGUUGGUUGUCGUCCCUCACAGAAGACUGAACUGUUUUAGGACUAUUUAAUGAAAUACCAAGUCGGGUGUUUUCAACAUUUAAAAAAAAAAGGUGGUUGUCAAGUUUUUAUGGCCUUACAAUAUAUUCUAACAGGAUUUUUUUUCUUUGUUUUGCAGUUUUUUUUGUUUUUUUUGUUUUUUGGUUUUCUUCCAUUUUCUACAAUUUCAACUAGUUGCUCACAGUGGGGUCUCUGGCAACUUAAUUUAUUAGUACUGCGUCUCGGCCUUUCCCUUCACUUGGAAAGAGAGUCUCAUGUUGGUUAUAUUGACAGUUUUUUACUUUUGCAGUUUGUACUUAAGGUUUAAUAAAAAC
Molecule: messenger RNA, 6199 nt
Organism: Lampris incognitus (smalleye Pacific opah)
Lineage: Eukaryota; Metazoa; Chordata; Actinopteri; Lampriformes; Lampridae
Gene: jarid2b
Product: jumonji, AT rich interactive domain 2b
Biological process (GO): chromatin remodeling
Cellular component (GO): nucleus
Molecular function (GO): DNA binding; histone demethylase activity
Source: RefSeq, a predicted model, not a curated record